Molecule: messenger RNA, 2571 nt
Organism: Caenorhabditis briggsae
Lineage: Eukaryota; Metazoa; Nematoda; Chromadorea; Rhabditida; Rhabditidae
Exons: 13
Coding region: 1-2571 (856 amino acids)
Biological process (GO): protein processing
Cellular component (GO): plasma membrane
Molecular function (GO): metalloendopeptidase activity
Source: RefSeq, a predicted model, not a curated record
AUGACCAGGUUACUGGAAAAAAUACAGCGAAGUUUGUCGCAUGAAAUGCGAUCGUACAGUUCACUAAACCCGUUAUUACCAUCAGAAGAUCAUCAGAUACAGUCAUUUUCGAUGACUCUGGAAUUUCAGAAAAAUAAAAAAGUUUAUAGAAUUUUGAAUAAUCAAAAUUCUCUAGCGUUUUCUGUGCAAUCAGAGAAUGGCGUAUCUCUCGAGGAGGGAAAACAAGCGACGUCUUCAUUGUUGCGCGACACCGGUCAAUCGUCACGAAGCCAUCGGCCGCCGAAGGAGGCGACGACGAGCCACGGCAGCAGCUCGAAAGGCUGUCUGCUGCUCACCACACUUGUCGUUUUUCUAUUCGUAACGCUCAGCUUCGCCAUCGCCACUUUUCUCUACUAUCAAACUUUACCCUGCACAUCAGAGAAGUGCGUAAUGACAGCGGCACGCCUUCUGAAACGGGUCGAUCAGUCCGUCGAGCCAUGCGACGACUUCUAUCAAUUCGCGUGUGGCGGAUGGAUCAAUCAGUCGGUGAAUCUCAAAUAUGACUCGUGGAAUACACUCUAUGAAACGCAACGAACGGCUCAUGAUCAGAUUGUGCAGGCCAUGCAUCGGAUAAAUGACGGAUCCUAUACCUUGCCUACAAAUGACGGAGAACGAGCGGCCGCGAAAAUGUAUGAGCAAUGUAUGGAUACCGAUACUCUGGAACAAACCGGACUAACACUUUGGGAGCGAUUUGUCGAUGAGCUCGGCGGAUGGAUGCCAGAGCUCAAAAAUGGAUUUUUGGAACAAGAAGAGAGUUUUGAAAUUGAGCUCGAUGAGGACGAGAAGAAGCGGCGGCGAUUCGAAAUCGAGGAUAUCAUUCUGAGUGCCUUCAAUUAUUCGGUUUUCCCAUUGUUUUGGGCGGGCGUCGAGGUCAAUUAUUUGGAUUCUAAGCAGCAUUUGAUUACGAUCUACGAGCAACUUCCAAUCCUACUAUCUCCUGAAAAAUAUCAUUAUGACAAAGAACUGACUCCAGAGAUGAUUUUCGGAAAGCUGGAGGGUCCACCAGUGACUCGGGCCCUUCAACAAGUCGGCGAGGAGCUCGCAGCGGUUUUGGGAUUCGAUUCGACGGAUGAGAAAGUUCGAAUGAUGAUUGCGAAUAUGAUCUACCUCGAGUACCAGAUUACCAUUGCUGGUUCUACAUUCUACAAGGAGAAAAAAGAGCGCUACACGGUUGUUCAACUGCGGGAACUACAGGAAAUCGCGCCAGCGAUCAACUGGCACUAUUUCCUGUCCCGUCUCGUCGGUGAGAACCUAUCCUUCUCCGAGCCCAUCGCUCUCAAAACGGGUACCCAAUGGAUUCCAAUUCUCUCAUCGAUCGUCCAAAAACUAAAAGAGUCUCGAUCCGGCGUGGCGGUGCUCAAAAACUAUGUGAAAUGGAAGACGAUCAUGUUCCAUUUGGCAUACGCCACACCCAAAUGUAAAGAUGGACUACUGUGGAUGGCGGUGUCGCUAUAUUCCGGUGCUGCGAGUCAACGAAAAGAGUUCUGUGUGCUCAGGCUGUCCGGAAUAUUCCCAUUGUCGUUGCCGUCGAUUUUAAGGAAGAUUGAUGGCAUCGAUCAUACUGAGAAGAACGUGAAAGCGGUUCAAAACAUUGCCGAUCGAAUACAAGAAAAGUACUCAGAGAUGGUGCAAUCAAGUAAUCUAUUUUCGGAUCCGGAAACUCGUAAAAAUGUGGUGGAUAAAGUGGAAAAUAUGACCAAAUUUAUUGGGUAUCCGGACGCAAUGCGAAGUGACUUUGAGAUGAAAAAAGAAGCCGUGCGACUUCAUGAUUCGCUGUUCUGGUGUAUGGUUUUGGGAUCGUCGUCUGUCUAUAAAGAACGCCUUCAACGGCUACGUCUUCCGGUGAAUCCGAGGGAUUGGGUGGAUACGAGACCGGCGAUUUCCGUACCAGCACACAAUUAUGAGCGAAAUUUGAUACAGAUUCCUUUCGAUUCGUUGAGACUACCGUAUUCCGAUGAGCAUCAAAUGGAUUUCGCCAAUUAUGCCGGUAUUGGGACAAUCAUUGGUCACGAGUUCACACAUGCUUUCGAUGGACAAGGCAAACUUCACGGACCAACUGGAAAUCUGGGUGUUUGGUGGAGUCAGGAUUCUCAGAGAAAAUUCAAAACUCGUGAGCAAUGUUUCAUCAAACAGUACGCCGGAUUGAUGGAUUCGCAUGAUGUAACUUUUUUUUUAAUUCAGAAUUUUCUAAAAACUGUGUUUUUUCAGAUGAACGCCGCCAAAGAAGGCCUCUACGAGAAUAUUGCCGAUCAUGUGGGACUGAAAGUGGCUUAUGAGGCUUGGAAACAUUCUGGAACUCUGAAUUCCGCCCGUAUGCCUGGCCUAGAAAAGUACUCGCAAGACCAAUUAUUCUUCUUAGCGUACACCCAAGGAUGGUGUGCUUUAAGAUCAAAAACCUACAAACUACAACCACAUAUGGAGGAGAGAAUACGAAUGCUCGGCUCACUUCAAAACUCUCCAGAAUUUGCCGACGCGUGGCAGUGUCCCACAACAAGUUUCAUGAAUCCCACAGAAAAAUGUACGAUAUGGUGA